Molecule: messenger RNA, 1072 nt
Organism: Brassica rapa (field mustard)
Lineage: Eukaryota; Viridiplantae; Streptophyta; Magnoliopsida; Brassicales; Brassicaceae
Product: mitogen-activated protein kinase 12-like
Biological process (GO): protein phosphorylation
Molecular function (GO): ATP binding; protein tyrosine kinase activity
Source: RefSeq, a predicted model, not a curated record
UAACAUCAUUGAUGCUAAGAGAGCUCUACGUGAAAUCAAGCUUCUCAGGCACAUGGAUCAUGAGAACGUCAUAGCCAUCAAAGAUAUUGUAAGACCUCCACAACGUGAUAUCUUCAACGAUGUUUACAUUGUCUAUGAGUUAAUGGACACUGAUCUCCAGCGUAUCCUCCGUUCUAAGCAAACCUUAAGCCACGACCAGUGCCGCUUCUUUGUGUACCAGCUCUUAAGAGGGCUUAAGUACGUGCACUCAGCCAACAUAUUACAUCGUGAUUUAAGGCCAAGCAACGUGCUGCUUAACUCCAAACACGAGCUAAAGAUUGGUGAUUUUGGGCUUGCGAGAACAACUUCAGACACAGACUUCAUGACCGAGUAUGUGGUUACCCGUUGGUACAGAGCUCCUGAGCUGCUUCUUAACUGCUCGGAGUACACUGCAGCUAUCGAUAUAUGGUCUGUUGGUUGCAUAUUCGGUGAAAUCAUGACGGGACAACCGUUGUUUCCUGGGAAAGACUAUGUUCAUCAGCUUAGGCUCAUCACAGAGCUUGUAGGCUCUCCAGACAACUCCAGUCUCGGUUUCCUUCGCAGUGACAACGCGAGAAGAUACGUGAGGCAACUUCCACGAUACCCUAAACAAGAGUUUGCUGCUAGAUUCCCCAAAAUGCCCCCUACCGCUAUUGAUUUGCUGGAGAGAAUGCUCGUCUUUGAUCCAAACCGACGUAUCUCAGUUGAUGAAGCUCUCGGCCAUGCAUACUUAUCACCACACCACGAUGUGGCAAAAGAACCUGUAUGUCCAACUCCUUUUAGCUUCGACUUCGAGCAUCCUUCAUGCACGGAAGAACACAUAAAAGAGCUUAUCUACAAGGAGUCUGUCAAAUUCAAUCCUGACCAUUGAGGAGACAACAACAAAAUGAGCAUGUUUGAUGAUGAUGAUCCCUUUUCAAAUCUCUCUGUUUUUCUUUAUCACAAGUUCUUUGUAAACUCAUUUUUAUUUUGGUUGAAUAAAUGCUAUAAUGAUGAGACACAUACAUUUACUAUCUAUCUCUAUAUAUUAAACCAUUGCAGAAUUCGAUUCUUA